Acipenser ruthenus (sterlet) is the source of this 1494-nucleotide messenger RNA. RefSeq names its product radial spoke head 14 homolog. Gene Ontology annotation, molecular function: protein binding. The record is from RefSeq and is a predicted model, not a curated record. Bases 319 to 1383 code for a protein of 354 amino acids. NCBI's taxonomy places the organism in Eukaryota, Metazoa, Chordata, Actinopteri, Acipenseriformes, Acipenseridae. The transcript is spliced from 6 exons.
GCGGAAGACGCUGACUGUAAACUGAACAGAACGCUGAAGUAACUGCGGGAGUUUUCGAAUAAACUUUCCAAGGUUUAUAGAAAGCUGAUUAUUCGUCACAUUUUUUUUAAGGUUCUACAUAUGUUUAACUUAAAUUAACUUGAGAUGUUUGUUUUUUUCUUAAUAUACGGUUAGGUAUUUGUUUUGUGAAACUCGUAGUCGUCUCUUGCAAUCUCCCCUUGUGCAAUCGGGUCAACGUUAUUGAUUUGUGUUUCCGUUUAUUUUUUCAGUUGCUGAUAUCUGAUUUUGUAUAUACUGUAUAUUUGUUUCUUAUCAGAUAUGACCACCAUUCGUAUCUCGGGUCAUUUACCCCCAAAUAUCGAUUGCACCAAAGCCCCCAUUGCUUUCGGAAGACGGGCUGUGCCCAAACUCAACGAGGAACUGCAGAACCCGGAGCUGAUUACCCGGCAAAGGGCGCUCAUGUCCCUGUGCGAUUUGGUGCACGACCCGGAGAUCGCUUUGGAAGCCAUGCGUCUAGGGUGUCUGGAGAGCCUAAAACGUCUCCUUGGAGAUGUGGACAGCACAGUGCGCAUGAAAACCACAGAGAUAUUCUACCGCCUCACUACCCAUAACGUAGGAAGGAUUGCGUUUCUGAAGAGCGAUGUUAUCCUUCCUCUGUCCCAGCUGUUUGAUGAGCCGGUGGACGUCUGUCGCAAGAACAUGCACAUGGCCAUCGAAAUGAUGUCAGAGUUUCCAGGCGGCGCGGUGGGGUUGGUGGAGGCUGGGCUGAUCCCCAGGCUGGUGUUCAAGCUGACCUCCGAGCUGGAGGAGAUCCAGGAGCUCAUCUUGGACACGCUGCACUUCUGCCUGUGCGUGGACGCCAGCGAAGCGCUGGCCAGCGAGGCGGUCAGCGUGCUGAAGGAGAAGCUGUCCCACCACUCCGCCUGCAUCCGCAGCAAGGCAGCCCGAGCCCUCAUGGACAUCAGCCUGGGCGUGCAGGUUUGUAACCUGAAACACACUCUUCCUAGCAUGCCCCUGGAAGGGAAGAACAAGCUCUGUGAGGAGGAGGUCAUUCCCAUCCUGGUGAAUCUCCUGGGAGACCCCAGUCCCGAGGUGGCAGCCAGCGCAGCGGGAGCCCUGAUGAGCGCCACUGUCACCACACCAGGUAAGUACGCUGCCCUGAACGCAGACGCCCUCCCCCCUCUGCUGGGGUUGGUGAGGAGCCCCCAGACGAACGUGUGCCUCAACGCCGUCAAAGCCAUCACCGUGCUGGCAGAGGCCCCCGAGGGCCGCAAGGAGCUGCUCAAACACCUGGACCUGCUGGAGGACCUGCGGGGCCACGAUAGUGAGGUCACGAGGAGGGCAGCGGAGACCGCCAUGCGAGUCAUCACCUGGAAACCCUGAUGGACGUGCAGGGCUCCGAGACGCACCGCUCACUCCACACCACUGACAGCAUGAAACACUGAAUCAUCUGUACUCCCCCAGUUCGUUAAGAAAUAAAACCAGUUCCCAGCU